Molecule: messenger RNA, 1746 nt
Organism: Magnolia sinica
Lineage: Eukaryota; Viridiplantae; Streptophyta; Magnoliopsida; Magnoliales; Magnoliaceae
Product: probable CoA ligase CCL9
Exons: 4
Coding region: 51-1625 (524 amino acids)
Biological process (GO): fatty acid metabolic process
Molecular function (GO): medium-chain fatty acid-CoA ligase activity
Source: RefSeq, a predicted model, not a curated record
UCUCUCUGUCUCUCUCUCUCUUUCUCUCUCAGGAAAAACAACAAAAGAAAAUGGAGAAAAACGCUACCCUAACCGGGCUCUUGAAGCAGGCCGCCGCGGAAUUUCCGUCCCGGCGGGCGCUGUCACUUUCCGGCAAGUUCAAUCUGACGCACGCCCGGCUGCAAGAGCUCAUCGAAGAGGCCGCCUCCCGCCUCGUUGCCGCCGACGUCCGCACGGGCGACGUCGUCGCCCUCACCUUCCCGAAUACCGUCGAGUACGUGAUAAUGUUCUUAGCCGUGAUCCGCGCCGGAGCCGUCGCUGCGCCGUUCAACGCGGCUUACACGUCGGAGGAGUACGAGUUCUACCUCUCCGAUUCGGAAUCCAAGCUCCUCCUCACCAACAAGGAAGGCAACGGCGCGGCUCAAGCCGCCGCCACCAAGCUCAACAUCCCCCACGCCACCGCCACGCUCUCUCACCCCAGCAGCUCCAUCGCGAUUUCCCUGACUCCCGCCGACUCGACGCUCGACUCAGUCUCCCUACCCGCCAACGACCCGUCCGACGUGGCGCUGUUCCUCCACACCUCCGGCACCACGAGCCGCCCCAAGGGCGUCCCGCUGACUCAGCACAACCUCGCCGCGUCGGUCCAGAACAUCAAAUCGGUCUACAAACUCACUGAGUCGGACUCGACCGUCCUAGUCCUGCCUCUCUUUCACGUUCACGGCCUGCUAGCCGGCUUGCUCAGCUCCCUCGGCGCCGGAGCCGCUGUGACCCUCCCUGCCUCCGGUCGCUUCUCUGCCUCAACCUUCUGGGCCGACAUGAAGGCGUACAGUGCCACGUGGUACACCGCAGUUCCCACCAUCCACCAGAUCCUCCUCGAUCGCCAUGUCAUCAAGCCCGAGCCGGCCUACCCGAAGCUGCGGUUCAUCAGGAGCUGCAGCGCGUCGCUGGCGCCGGCAAUCCUGGCCCGGCUCGAGGAUGCGUUCGGCGCGUCGGUGCUGGAGGCGUACGCCAUGACGGAGGCGUCGCACCAGAUGGCGUCGAACCCGCUGCCGGAGGACGGCCCCCACAAGCCAGGGUCUGUGGGGAAGCCGGUGGGCCUGGAGAUGGCGGUGCUGGACGAUAAUGGCACUGUGCAGCCGGCGCAAGUUAGCGGAGAGGUGUGCAUACGGGGUCCAAACGUAACAAAGGGGUACAGAAACAACCCCGAGGCGAACAAGGGGGCCUUCAGGUUCGGAUGGUUCCACACAGGUGAUUUGGGCUAUCUGGACGCUGACGGAUACCUCCAUCUCGUCGGACGGAUUAAGGAGCUCAUCAAUCGCGGAGGCGAGAAAAUAUCUCCAAUAGAGGUGGACGCGGUUCUUUUGUCGCAUCCGGACGUUGCGCAGGCCGUGGCUUUUGGCGUUCCCGACGACAAAUACGGCGAAGAGAUUAAUUGCGCGAUCAUACCGAGGGAAGGGUGUGAGAUAGACGAGGCGGAGGUGCUGAGGUUCUGCAAGAAGAAUCUGGCGUCGUUCAAGGUACCUAAGAAGGUCUUUAUCACCGACUCCGUCCCCAAGACAGCCACGGGAAAGAUCCAACGACGGAUCGUAGCUGAGCAUUUCCUCGCUCAAAUCUCAGCCGCUAAAGUCCCCAAGUUCGGCGCUUAGAUUAUAAUGAAGAAAAAGACAAAAAAAAAGGGUGGAAGAUGUUUGCUUUCGUGGAUGUAUUAGUGUUGGUAAUGAAAAUCAUGACCGUAAAUAAGAAAAAGAAAAUGAUUAAUUUCAUUAA